This is a messenger RNA of Cuculus canorus (common cuckoo), 491 nucleotides long. Its product is annotated as thymosin beta 4 X-linked. Gene Ontology annotation, biological process: regulation of cell migration; actin filament organization. The coding region runs from base 69 to 206 and encodes 45 amino acids. Gene Ontology annotation, cellular component: cytoplasm. Gene Ontology annotation, molecular function: actin monomer binding. The record is from RefSeq and is a predicted model, not a curated record. Lineage: Eukaryota; Metazoa; Chordata; Aves; Cuculiformes; Cuculidae. The transcript is spliced from 3 exons.
UUUUCCAACUCACGCUGCCUCAGACGGCCACCAAGCAGCUGAGGAGAGAGCAGCCAGACGAACUCAUCAUGUCCGACAAACCAGAUUUUGCAGAAAUUGAAACGUUUGACAAGACCAAGCUGAAGAAGACAGAAACCAGAGAGAAAAAUCCAUUGCCCACUAAAGAAACUAUCGAACAGGAAAAGCAAAGUGAAAGUACAGCCUGAAUGCAAAACUGAAGAUGUGACUGCUGCUUCUUCAGUGGGGUUUUGGCUUUCAGCUUGGAUCGUUUUCUUCUGUUUUGUGUCCCCACCCCACCCCCAUGUUUGUUGCCCAUUUAUUUUAGCAAACAUUCCCUCAUUUAGUGUUCCCCAGGCAAUAAGUUUGUUUUGUGUUUGUUGGGCAAGAUGCUGUGUAUUUGUGUUCUUAAAACUGUAAUUCCAAGUUCUGUACCAACUCCAUUACUUGCCAAAAAAGCUAUUUGCAUAAAAAUUGUUUUCCUAAACCUCACA